Molecule: messenger RNA, 2024 nt
Organism: Oreochromis aureus
Lineage: Eukaryota; Metazoa; Chordata; Actinopteri; Cichliformes; Cichlidae
Product: endonuclease domain-containing 1 protein-like
Exons: 4
Coding region: 936-1745 (269 amino acids)
Molecular function (GO): nucleic acid binding; metal ion binding; hydrolase activity
Source: RefSeq, a predicted model, not a curated record
ACAUUAUUGGCAGCCCAUGUUAGCCUCGAGUGUGCUAAAAAUCAAACUUUCGCUCUGAAAAACACUUUGAUUACCUUCAUCAAGUUUAUUGACCGAGUGUUCGAAUCCAGCAAAGUUUGAUCUACUUCAACAGAAAAGUCCAGGAAAUCCUCAGAAGAUCACGUCAGCAUGGCUGCCAUCGCAAAAUAUUUACACACAUCCGUUUACUACUCCUGAUGUAUUGCUGAGAAGCACAGCCGCUGUUAUGGGGUACAGUCUAUAUUUAUUGUAUUGAGCUGAAUAAACCAUGUUUGUCCUGCAGCAGCCACUGGGCCCUGCUGUGUGGGGUCCCCAUGUUCUCUGUGUAGGUGGGCUAAAGCUAACCGAUUAUUCUAACAUGAGCCCGUCUCUGUGUGUGACGGAAGGACUGGUACACGUGGCCAUUAUAAAACCUCUAGCUGAGGCGUACCCACACCUCCCACCACAUGGCAGCUGUGAUAGACUCCAGCCUGACCAAGACUUGGUAGGUGGAAGAAGAUGCAUAGAUACACUAUAUUAAAAAGACUAGUUUGUUAUAUAUUCUUUAAUUUAAUUCUUAAUGUUAAGAAUUAUCAGGUUGCAUGUAAUUUACAUUUGGAAACAGACUCUAGUUUUUAUCUCGUUUUUAGCCAAAUUCUUCUUCAUAGCCAAUGUUUUACUAUGAGUAGAGAUAACAUGAGGACAAUAAAAACAAAAAAAAACAAAAACGUAUGUAAGUUAUAAAAGCUGAGGAUCUCAGACUUAUCCAGCAUGCAGAGCUCAGUGACCGUGUGCUUCCUCCUCCUCGUCUUUCCCGUCAACGCACACGUCGUGGAAAACUUCAAUGAGGUUUGCGCGUCAGUGCAUUCAUAAAGAUGAUAAGAUGGUUUCUGUGUGUGUUUAAACCUGGUUUCUGCUGCUCUGUUGUGUAGGACUGCAUGGAAUACUUUUACAACGGGCAUGUGCCAACCUGGACUUCCAAUAAUCACGUCCACAUCUGCCAGAAGUUUAAUAACUGCUACCACUUUGCCACCCUGUACGACACCACCAACCGCAUUCCCGUCUACUCUGCUUACAUAGUUGAGGAUGGAAAAAGCUCCGAUCACAGCUGGAUGGUGGAGCCUCAGCUGGUGAAACAGGAGUUUGAAAAGAAGAUGAUGACACAGGAUUCAGUGAAACACAAACAUCCUACACUAGACCCUAAGGAAAUAGGAAAGAGGCAGGCAACAGAUGAGGACUACGAAGAACUUGAACAAAACAAAGAUCAAUACAAAGAUCAAUACAAUCAUGGUCACCUCAACCCCAGCUCACAUCAUGCAGGUGAAGCUUCCAAAGCCACUAUGACCCUGACUAAUAUAGUUCCCCAAAGAAAAAAGCUGAAUGAAAAAAAGUGGAGUCUCCAUGAGGCCAAACUCAAAGCUUUGGCCAAAGAUAACUCCGUCUACGUUCUGGUCGGUGCGAUUCGAUCAGAAGGAAACUGGAUCAAAAGAGAUAAUGAGGCUCGUGUCAACAUCCCAGACUACAUGUGGGUCGCCUACUGCUACUAUGACCAGACAUCACAGUCUUAUAAGAGUGGGGGUGCCACAGCUAAGAAUGUUGAGAACAAGAUCUACGAGUGCACCGUGUCACAGCUUCAAGCCUUUCUUGAAAAACACAAACAAGUUGCAGGUCAGCUGUUUGACAACAACUGCUAUGUGGAGCAGGCUGCAGGCGCGUCUGCUGCUGCAGGAAAUCCUUGUGACAUAUAGUCCAGAAAUACUCACGAGAUCACUGAUCUCUGCAGAGUCAUGCAGCUCAUCCUUUCCUCAGCACUGCACACAUGAACUCAUGUAAACAGUUACUGUGAUCUUAACUGUGUCGCACAAAUGUCAGCACAUGUUUAUGGUGCAGGUGAACACAUGCUGUCAUGCUUACAGGCUGCUUUACUCUGAGAGCAGCUUCACUGCAGCUUGUUGCUUAUUAAAAUCUGAUGAAAUGCUCAGUGUCGCGUGUUUGUGUGUUCAGUCCAAAUCAGCAAGUGUGACAAA